Molecule: messenger RNA, 1161 nt
Organism: Eucalyptus grandis
Lineage: Eukaryota; Viridiplantae; Streptophyta; Magnoliopsida; Myrtales; Myrtaceae
Product: putative disease resistance protein RGA4
Exons: 2
Coding region: 1-1161 (386 amino acids)
Biological process (GO): defense response to other organism
Molecular function (GO): ADP binding
Source: RefSeq, a predicted model, not a curated record
AUGGCAGAAGCUGUCAUCAGCAUUGGUGGAAGCGUCCUUGCCAAUCUGAUUACUCAAGCACUAGAAAAGGUUGGAAAUUUAGGAGCUGUCAAGCGUGAACUUCAGAUGCUCAGGAGCACCGCCACCAUGCUUCAUGCUGUGCUGGAGGAUGCAGAAGAGCAACACCACCAGAGUUCCCAAAUCGAAGAUUGGGUGGAGAAACUAAAAGAGGCUUUCUAUGACUUGCAAGACGUGCUUGAAGAAUUUAAUAUAGAAGUUACACGACGAGAACUGAGGGGCGACAAUCAGAUGAUCAAGGUGGUAAGGACAUUUUUCUCAAGUUUAAACCAACUUGCUUUUGGACUGAAGAUGAGUAGAAAAAUAAGAGAAGUGAGGGAGAGAUUGGUAGCUAUUAAAGCUGAUAAUAAACUCCUCUUGGACAAGCUACCUAUGAAUUCGCAAGCAAAGAGAGGGCGGAGGAACAGAGAGGAGACGCAUUCGUUUAUACGUGAGGAAGACAUUAUUGGAAGAGAUAAUGAUAAAAAGAACGUCAUGAAAUUCUUACUAGAUUUGGAUGUGAAAGAGGAUGUUUCUAUUCUUCCAAUAGUUGGUGUUGGUGGGCUUGGAAAAACAGCUCUCGCUAAAUUUGUAUAUAAUGAUAAGAUGGUCAGUAAACAUUUUGACUUGAAAAUGUGGGUUUGUGUCUCUAAUGACUUCGACAUUAAAAAAAUAGUGAAAGAUAUCAUAGUUUGUGUGGAGGAGAAAGAACCAAACUACAAUCUGAUGGAUAGGUUGCAAAGUAAACUGAGGACAAUAAUUGAUAGAAGGAGAUAUCUCUUAGUUUUGGAUGAUUUGUGGGAUGCAAAUUUAGAAACAUGGUCCAACUUGAAAUCAUUAUUGAUGGGAGGUGCUAUAGGAAGCAAGAUCCUUAUAACUACACGCCUUCCUUUGGUUGCAAAGAUCACCUGCCCUACUCUACCUCUUCUUCUUGAGGACUUAUCUGAAAGUAAUUCUCUUGAUUUGUUAAUGCGAAUGGCUGUUCAAAAAGAAGGGGGCAUACAAGAUCUUGACAUUCGAGCUAUUGGUGAAGAGAUAGUUAGAAAGUGCUUUGGGGUUCCAUUGGUCAUUCGAACUAUUGGGGGUUUACUAUUCCAAAAGGAAACUAAAGAUGAAUGGGAAUAG